AAAGUUUCAUCAAUCAUCACAAAAUAAAACAUCUCUUCCUUUAUCAUAGAAGCUGAGAGAAAACAAGAUUUCCAUUUCAUUCAUCAGAAAAAUGAAGAUCCAUAUGCCUGAUCAGGUUAUUGGAGUUCCGAUGAAAUCCUCAACACAUCGAAUUGAGGGAACAUCGAGAUUCUACUUACCGGAUGCUGCUGGCCAGUAUCGAAUUCCAUCACCUGUUGAAGGGUCUAACACACUUAGAAAAAGCAAAGGAAACUUUGUACUUAAAAGGAUGAACAAGGUUGGGAAGAAGGCUGAUACUUUUGCACAUGGAAUCCGGGAACUUGUGAGGCUGGGGCGAAAGAUCAGUGAAACAGUGAAGGGAAAGUUGAGUUUGGGGGCAAGAAUUCUUCAAGUAGGAGGUGUGGAUAAGAUAUUCAAACAAUUGUUUAGUGUUGGGGAAGGAGAGAAGCUGAUGAAGGCAUACCAAUGCUAUUUGUCAACAACAGCAGGUCCUAUAGCUGGUUUACUUUUCAUCUCAUCUCAAAAGGUUGCAUUUUGCAAUGAUAGAUUGAUCAAAAUUCCUUCUCCUAAUGGAGAAUUCCUCAGAGUCCAUUACAAGGUUAUGAUUCCACUUGAGAAAAUAAAGGUACUGAAUGAGAGUGAAAACAUGAAGAAGCCAUCACAAAAGUACAUGGAAAUCGUGACGGUAGACGAUUUUGAUUUCUGGUUUAUGGGGUUCUUGAAUCAUCAGAAAGCUUUCAAAUACCUUCAGCAAGCAAUCUCUCAAAGACUACUACCUGAUGUACUGCUACAAUUCACUUUCUAGGUGGCUUACAAAUGUUUCAUCAAAUUGUUCUUGUUGAUGAACUGUGAA
This is a messenger RNA of Hibiscus syriacus, 853 nucleotides long. RefSeq names its product GEM-like protein 4. The record is from RefSeq and is a predicted model, not a curated record. The transcript has 4 exons. The coding region runs from base 92 to 805 and encodes 237 amino acids. NCBI's taxonomy places the organism in Eukaryota, Viridiplantae, Streptophyta, Magnoliopsida, Malvales, Malvaceae.